This is a messenger RNA of Apodemus sylvaticus (European woodmouse), 3268 nucleotides long. It is a transcript of the gene Mitd1, whose product is annotated as microtubule interacting and trafficking domain containing 1. NCBI's taxonomy places the organism in Eukaryota, Metazoa, Chordata, Mammalia, Rodentia, Muridae. The record is from RefSeq and is a predicted model, not a curated record. Gene Ontology annotation, biological process: midbody abscission. The transcript has 7 exons. Bases 2351 to 2896 code for a protein of 181 amino acids. Gene Ontology annotation, cellular component: midbody.
AAGGGCAAAAAGGUAACUUUAGUAGCAAGCAUGCAAGCAUUGUAUGCUGGCUGGUAAAUUUUUUUUCUUGCACAGGUAUGGGGUAAGAAUCCUGAAACUUCCUUAUGAGUACCCUACACUAAAGUGACGAAAAUAUUUCUAAGUAGUCAAGUAGGUUAUAAGGAAGGAAAGGGGCAAGGCUGGAAUGAACUUUACUGGGUCAAAGUUGUCAACAUAACUCAUGUCAUAAAAUGCACAUGCAGCCAGAUAGAAAUACUUUAUAAAGUGUGCAUGUUAGCAGAUAUAUGUGAGCAUCUAGCUGGUUGACUGAGAGAACCUAGAAGCCAUGGUAGGAUUGUCUUCUGUAAAACUACUCUUCUAUAAAAAGACAUGGUUUUCAUGAUUGGUCGCACAAGGAUAGACCAAGAAAUACAAAGAUGAGUUUAAAACAUGUCACAUCAAAAGUAAGGGAGUGCCAGGCCUUCUGGCACAGCCUGUGAUCUCAGCACGGUGGAAUUGAAAGAGGGAAGAUCACAAGUUUGAGGCCAGCGCAGGCUAAGCAGUUCCAUUUCAGUCUGGGAUACACAGGCUUAUCCUGUCUUGAAACAAUAACGAUCUCACAAAACAAACUAUCUCACAAAGAGUGAGAAUUCAAAAGGGAUCAGGCCAUGUUGAAAGAAGUACUGUAGUUCUGGAUUGCACACCACAGGUUAAGGCCAGUACCCACACAUCAGCAGAUGCUACAUGAGGGUUACAAGAUACUCCUACAGAGGAAUAAAUACUGAUGUCUUGAGAAAUCUAAACUAACCCUUGUUAUAAUCAGUGACAAAACAUACACGAGUGAAUCCACCUAGAGGGGCAUUUAGCUUUUCUGAUAUUUUUGUCCCAAAUGCAUAAUUUCACUUUACUCAUGAGGACAGCAGAUAAAUGAAAAUAACAGACAUUCUGCAGCUAAGGUUUGUAGAAGGGUUCACUGUAUACCUUAUCUGCUUGUUUUACCCUGCAUAUGUAGCACGGGAUUAAUUCAGAGGCCUGGAGAUCUUGCUUCCUGGUUGUACUGGCUGGUUUUGUGUGUAAACUUGACACAGGCUGGAGUUAUCACAGAGAAGGGAGCUUCAGUUGGGGAAGUGCCUCCAUGAGAUCCAGCUGUGAGGCAUUUUCUCAGUUAGUGAUCAAGUGAGGAGGGCCCCUUGUGGGUGGUACCACCUCUGGGCUGGUUUUCUUGGGCUCUAUAAGAGAGUAGGCUGAACAAGCCAGGGGAAGCAAGCCAGUAAGAAACAUCUCUCCAUGGCCUCUGCAUCAGUUCCUGCUUCUUGACCUGCUUGAGUUCCAGUCCUGACCUCCUUUGGUGAUAAACAGCAAUUUGGAACUGUAAGCUGAAUAAACUCUUUCCUCCCCAACUUGCUUCUUGGUCAUGAUGUUUGUGCAGGAAUAGAAAAGAAACCCUGACUAAGACAAAUUGGUACCAGCAUAGUGGGGUAUUCCUGUGACAACUUGACCAUGUUUUAGGAAGGACUUUGGAACUUUGGGCUAGAAGAUCCAUUCCAUGUUAAAAGCUCUGUGGGAUGUUGUGUAGGAGCUUGGAAGACAAUGUUGAGAACAGUGCGGAAGAUGGAGGCCUGGCUUGUGAAAUUUCAGAGGGAAAAUUUAAGACUCUUAUCAGUGUUGUUGCUGUUUUGAUUGUGAAGAUUCUGUGGUUUUGGUUAGCUGGGGCUGAAAAAUCAGCUGUGAUUAACAAUAUACCAGAACCACUAAAGUGAACUGUUGUGUUACUUACUAUUGUAGACUAUUGAUGCUGGUUAGCUGGAGCUAAGAAAUUAGCAGUGAUUAAGAAGAAACCAGCAUCACUGAGGUGAAAUCUUCUGGGAAGUGUUUUCUGAGAACACAGAGGCUGUGUUCCAGAGAUAGCCAAGGUUGUACCUCGUGCUGUAGCAGGACUUGGUACUGUAUAAGAGUCACCCAGAUGGUACUGGUUUUGAAGGCAUGAAGGGGUCAUGAAGAGUAGCUGAGGCUCUUGGCACAGUGAGAGGCCACUGAAGGCCAUUAGUGAAGGUGCAGCCUCAGUUGCAAUUGAUGAUGGCCCAGGACUUGAAGGGGUCAUGCAUAGGAGUAGAGGCUUGUCACCAUGAAAAGAGCCUAUGAGAGGCUAUUGGUGAAGCCUAAUUACAGUGGAGGAUAGCAGUGUUUUGGAGAUGCCAAUACCAUGAGAUGACCACCAAGAACAGCAGUGGAAGUGGAGUACAGGCAGCUGGAGCCUAGAAGACAAGCUGAGCAGAGCUGGAGAAGUGACCCAAGCCUUUGGAGGAGCCGGGAACAUCGCACCAAAGAGUCCAGUAAAAGGUGUGUUCUCAGAACGAAAAUCUCCGGCUACAUGGAUAGAGCAGAAACCAUAAAGAAAUGCUUAGAUCAAGAAAAAGAAGAUGGAAAAUAUCACAAGCAAAUUAAAAUAGAAGAGAAUGCAACUGGUUUCAGUUACGAGUCACUCUUCAGAGAAUACCUGCAUGAGACAGUUACAGAAGUUUGGGUAGAAGACCCUUAUAUUAGACAACCUCAUCAGCUCUAUAACUUCCUUCGGUUCUGUGAGAUGCUGAUUAAGAAGCCGUGUAAAGUAAGAACCAUUCACCUUCUCACCUCUAGGAAUGAAGAUUCUGGGAACACACAGCAAAGUAGCGGCCUGGAGGAAAUAAAGCAGUCCCUCAGGAGUCACAGAGUGGUGCUGGAGAUAAGCUACUCUUCAUCUAUACAUGACCGAGAAAUUAGGUUCAACAAUGGAUGGAUGAUUAAAAUCGGAAGAGGCCUUGAUUAUUUCAAGAAACCACAGGGUCGUUUUUCUCUUGGAUGUUGUGAUUUAGACCUGAGACCGUGUCAUGAAACAACGGUGGACAUUUUUCACAACAAGCACACGAAAAAGAUAUGAUGCGUAAUGACCUAAGUAUACCUUUCUGCCAUAGGCGACCUCAGCCUAUUUGCUGUUGCUAGAACUGAACACCACACACUGGAGAAUGUGUAAAGGAUAAAGGUUUGGGCUUUGGUAUCUGGGGAGGAUCUUCCUUCUGCAUCCCACAUGGCGUAAUGCAAAGAGACGGAACAGACUUGUGAGGCAGAGCCUGACACCUCAGAGGCUCUCCCUCUCAACACGGCUAUACUAGGGACCAAGAUUCUAACUCAUGAACUCCUGGGGGCACAUUCAAACCAUAGCAAGCAAACAUUGGGUUUGUUUCUUGUUUUUAUUCCGAACAUAUUUUUAUAAUGUAUGAAUUUAACAAUAAAUGUUUACAUUUCUACCUAA